This is a messenger RNA of Indicator indicator, 5303 nucleotides long. RefSeq names its product nipped-B-like protein. Gene Ontology annotation, molecular function: chromatin binding. The record is from RefSeq and is a predicted model, not a curated record. The annotation marks the transcript as partial. NCBI's taxonomy places the organism in Eukaryota, Metazoa, Chordata, Aves, Piciformes, Indicatoridae. The transcript is spliced from 37 exons. Gene Ontology annotation, biological process: replication-born double-strand break repair via sister chromatid exchange; regulation of gene expression; establishment of mitotic sister chromatid cohesion. Gene Ontology annotation, cellular component: Scc2-Scc4 cohesin loading complex.
GUAGCAUAGAUCAGUCAGUGUUAAAGGAGUUGCCUCCUGAGCUCCUUGCAGAAAUUGAAUCCACCAUGCCACUUUGCGAACGUGUGAAAAUGAACAAGCGCAAACGUAGCACAGUUAAUGAGAAACCAAAAUAUGCUGAAAUCAGUUCUGAUGAAGACAAUGACAGUGAAGAAGCUUUCGAAUCUUCUCGUAAAAGACAUAAAAAGGGUAGAGAUGAAGCUUGGGAAUAUGAAGAACAUGACAGAAGAAAUUCUGGUGACCACAGGAGAAGUGGUUAUUAUGAAGGAAGGAAAACUGGUGGCCGUUACCGUAAUCGCAGUCCCAAUGACUCUGAUAUGGAUGAUUAUUCUCCGCCUAGCCUCAGUGAGGUGGCUAGAAAAAUGAAGAAAAAAGAAAAACAAAAGAAGAGGAAAUCUUAUGAACCUAAACUAACACCUGAAGAAAUGAUGGAUUCUUCGACUUUCAAACGAUUUACUGCUUCAAUAGAGAAUAUUUUGGAAAAUUUAGAAGACAUGGAUUUUACAGCUUUUGGUGAUGAUGAUGAGAUUCCACAGGAAUUGCUCCUGGGAAAGCAUCAACUUAGUGAAUUGGGUAGUGAAUCUGCAAAAAUCAAAGCAAUGGGCAUUAUGGACAAGCUUUCAACAGAUAAAACAGUAAAAGUCCUAAAUAUUUUGGAGAAGAAUAUUCAAGACGGAGCAAAGCUUUCUACAUUACUUAAUCAUAACAAUGACACUGAAGAUGAAGAGAGAUUAUGGAGAGAUCUUAUUAUGGAGAGAGUAACGAAAUCUGCUGAUGCUUGUCUUACUGCUAUCAAUAUUAUGACAUCACCGAAUAUGCCUAAAGCUGUAUAUAUUGAGGAUGUAAUAGAAAGAGUUAUUCAAUACACAAAAUUUCAUUUGCAGAAUACUCUCUAUCCUCAAUAUGAUCCUGUGUAUAGAGUGGAUCCUCAUGGUGGUGGUGUUUUAAGUUCAAAAGCAAAACGUGCCAAGUGUUCCACCCACAAGCAAAGAGUUAUAGUGAUGUUGUAUAACAGAGUUUGUGACAUUGUCAGCAGUUUGUCAGAGUUGCUAGAGAUACAGCUUCUUACUGAUACAACUAUUCUUCAGGUGUCAUCUAUGGGAAUAACACCUUUCUUUGUAGAAAAUGUCAGUGAACUACAGUUAUGUGCCAUCAAAUUAGUGACUGCAGUAUUCUCCAGGUAUGAAAAACAUAGACAGUUAAUACUAGAAGAAAUUUUCACUUCCCUUGCAAGACUACCAACCAGCAAGAGGAGUUUGAGAAACUUCAGGUUAAACAGCAGUGAAACUGAUGGAGAGCCUAUGUAUAUUCAGAUGGUAACAGCACUAGUUCUGCAGCUUAUUCAGUGUGUAGUGCAUUUGCCAUCAACAGAAAAAGACUCUAAUUCCGAGGAGGAAUCAAACAAAAAAGUGGAUCAAGAUGUGCUUAUUACUAACUCUUAUGAAACAGCCAUGAGAACAGCACAAAACUUCCUUUCUAUUUUCCUUAAGAAGUGUGGCAGUAAACAAGGGGAAGAAGAUUACAGACCACUGUUUGAGAACUUCAUUCAAGAUCUUCUUUCCACAGUCAAUAAACCAGAAUGGCCAGCUGCAGAGUUGCUACUUAGCUUAUUGGGAAGGCUAUUGGUUCACCAGUUCAGUAACAAAUCUACAGAAAUGGCAUUAAGAGUUGCAUCACUUGACUAUCUUGGAACUGUAGCUGCAAGACUCAGGAAAGAUGCAGUCACUAGCAAAAUGGAUCAAGGAUCUAUAGCCAGAAUCCUCAAACAGAUAACAGGAGGAGAUGAUGAAAUUCAACAGCUGCAAAAGGCUUUGCUCGAUUAUCUGGAUGAGAACACAGAAACUGAUGCAUCAUUAGUGUUUUCUCGGAAGUUUUAUAUAGCACAAUGGUUCCGUGAUACAACUAUGGAGACAGAGAAAGCAAUUAAAUCUCAGAAGGAUGAGGAUCCAUCUGAAGGAACUCAUCAUUCAAAAGACGUUGAGACCACAGGGCAAAUCAUGCAUAGAGCAGAAAGUCGCAAAAUGUUUCUUCGCAGCACCAUUAAAACUGCUCCAUCUCAGUUCAGUACAUUAAAGAUGAAUUCUGAUACUGUGGACUAUGAAGAUGCAUGUUUGAUUGUUCGCUAUUUGGCCUCUAUGAGGCCAUUUGCCCAGAGCUUCGAUAUUUAUUUGACACAGAUUCUACGUGUACUUGGUGAAAAUGCAAUUGCUGUUCGAACAAAAGCCAUGAAGUGUUUGUCUGAGGUUGUUGCUGUAGACCCCAGUAUUCUAGCCAGGCUGGAUAUGCAACGAGGUGUUCAUGGACGAUUAAUGGAUAACUCCACUAGUGUACGGGAAGCAGCUGUGGAGCUCCUUGGCCGAUUUGUGCUCUGCCGUCCUCAGCUUGCUGAACAGUAUUACGACAUGCUGAUAGAAAGAAUAUUGGAUACUGGUAUCAGUGUCAGAAAAAGAGUCAUAAAGAUACUUAGGGAUAUCUGCAUUGAACAACCAACAUUUCCCAAAAUUACAGAGAUGUGUGUGAAAAUGAUUCGGAGAGUCAAUGAUGAAGAAGGCAUUAAGAAGUUAGUAAAUGAGACAUUCCAGAAGCUCUGGUUUACUCCUACUCCACACCACGACAAAGAAGCAAUGACCAGGAAAAUACUAAACAUCACUGACGUGGUUGCAGCUUGUAGAGAUACAGGGUAUGAUUGGUUUGAACAACUUCUUCAAAAUCUGUUGAAGUCAGAAGAGGAUGCCUCAUAUAAACCUGUGAAGAAAGCCUGUACUCAACUUGUUGACAAUUUGGUUGAGCACAUUCUUAAAUAUGAGGAAUCCUUAUCAGAUUCCGACAACAAAGGCGUGAAUUCUGGUCGCUUGGUUGCUUGCAUAACCACUUUGUUCUUAUUCAGCAAAAUCAGGCCCCAGCUAAUGGUUAAACACGCCAUGACCAUGCAGCCAUACUUGACCACUAAAUGUAGUACCCAGAAUGAUUUCAUGGUGAUCUGCAAUGUUGCAAAAAUCUUAGAACUUGUAGUGCCACUAAUGGAGCACCCAAGUGAGACAUUUCUUGCCACUAUUGAGGAAGACCUCAUGAAACUUAUCAUCAAAUAUGGCAUGACAGUUGUCCAGCAUUGUGUGAGCUGUCUUGGGGCUGUUGUGAAUAAGGUCACCCAGAACUAUAAAUUUGUGUGGGCCUGUUUUAACAGAUACUAUGGUGCACUUUCAAAAUUAAAAAGUCAACACCAAGAAGACCCCAACAGCACAGUACUUACUGCCAAUAAGCCAGCACUCCUUAGGUCACUUUUCACUGUUGGAGCAUUGUGUCGGCAUUUUGAUUUUGAUCAGGAGGAUUUUAAGGGCAACAGUAAGGUUAACAUUAAGGAUAAAGUACUUGAACUGCUGAUGUAUUUUACAAAACAUUCAGAUGAAGAAGUACAGACAAAAGCCAUUAUUGGCCUUGGAUUUGCAUUUAUACAACACCCAAGUUUAAUGUUUGAACAGGAAGUGAAGACUCUGUACAACAGCAUUCUUUCAGAUAAGAACUGUUCAGUAAACUUAAAAAUCCAGGUUUUAAAAAACCUCCAGACCUACUUGCAGGAGGAGGAUACACGUAUGCAGCAGGCAGACAGAGACUGGAAAAAAGUAGCAAAGCAGGAAGACCUGAAAGAAAUGGGUGAUAUUUCCUCAGGGAUGAGUAGUUCCAUCAUGCAGCUGUAUCUCAAACAGGUCCUUGAGGCUUUCUUUCAUACCCAGUCCAGUGUACGUCACUUUGCUCUAAAUGUCAUUGCCCUGACAUUAAACCAGGGUCUCAUCCAUCCUGUUCAGUGUGUGCCAUACUUAAUUGCUAUGGGCACAGAUCCAGAGCCCUCUAUGAGAAACAAAGCUGAUCAGCAGUUGGUGGAAAUAGACAAAAAAUAUGCUGGGUUUAUUCACAUGAAAGCUGUGGCUGGUAUGAAGAUGUCUUACCAGGUACAACAGGCAAUCAAUACCUGCCCAAAGGAUCCUGUAAGAGGUUUUAGACACGAUGAAUCAUCCAAUGCAUUGUGUUCACACCUAUACUCCAUGAUCCGAGGAAAUCGACAACACAGACGAGCAUUUCUAAUUUCUUUACUCAACCUCUUUGAUGAUACUGCAAAAACAGAGGUGAAUAUGCUCUUGUACAUAGCAGACAAUCUAGCCUGUUUUCCUUAUCAAACACAGGAAGAGCCACUGUUUAUAAUGCAUCAUAUAGACAUUACACUAUCAGUUUCUGGUAGCAACCUACUACAGUCAUUUAAAGAGUCUAUGGUGAAAGACAAAAAAAAGGAAAGAAAGCCUUCAUCAGACGAGGAGACUGAGAGUGACAGUAAAAGUGAUAGUGAGAGCGAAAGUGAGGAGGAAGCUUCUAAGCCUCGGAGGUUACGGAAACGAGUAGACUCUGAUUCAGAUUCUGAUGAAGAAAAUGAUAUAAAUGCUGUGAUGAAAUGUUUACCAGAAAAUUCAGCUCCUUUAAUUGAAUUUGCAAAUGUCUCCCAAGGCAUAUUAUUACUUUUGAUGCUGAAACAGCAUUUAAAGAACCUCUGUGGAUUCUCUGAUAGUAAAAUUCAGAAAUAUUCUCCAUCUGAAUCUGCAAAAGUUUAUGAUAAAGCGAUAAACAGGAAGACAGGAGUUCAUUUCCAUCCAAAACAAACUCUGGAUUUUCUGCGGAGUGAUAUGGCUAAUUCCAAGAUCACAGAAGAAGUGAAGAGGAGUAUAGUAAAACAGUACUUAGAUUUCAAGCUCCUUAUGGAACAUUUGGAUCCUGAUGAAGAGGAAGAAGAUGGAGAGGUGUCAGCUAGCACAAAUGCUCGGAACAAAGCGAUUACCUCGCUGCUUGGAGGAGGCAGUCCUAAAAACAAUGCAGCUGAGACAGAGGAUGAUGAAAGUGAUGGGGAGGAUAGAGGAGGAGGCACUUCAGGGUCAUUGAGAAAGUCAAAACGAAAUUCAGACUCUACGGAGUUGGCAGCACAGAUGAAUGAAAGUGUUGAUGUCAUGGAUGUCAUCGCUAUUUGCUGUCCAAAGUACAAAGACCGACCACAAAUUGCAAGAGUAGUACAGAAAACCAGCAAUGGCUUCAGUGUUCAGUGGAUGGCAGGCUCCUACAGUGGCUCCUGGACAGAGGCUAAGCGCCGUGAUGGCCGCAAACUGGUGCCUUGGGUAGACACUAUUAAAGAGUCAGACAUUAUUUACAAAAAAAUUGCUCUAACGAGUGCUAAUAAGCUGACUAAUAAAGUCGCGCAGACUUUACGAUCGCUGUAUGCUGCCAAGGAUGGAACUUCCAGCUACUGA